GGUUCUGGGUGUCCCUGAAGAUGCUCUGGGGAGACCUGAGCCAAGUGCGGAAGGACCAUCCCCACCUUGUGGACCGCAGCACCGUGGUGGCACGCAAGCUGGGCUACCCGGAGGUCAUCAUGCCAGGUGACGUCAGGAACGACAUCUACCUGACGCUGGUGCAGGGCGAGUUCGACAAGGGCAGCAAGAAGACGCAGAAGAACGUGGAGGUGAUGGUGUGCGUCUGCGAUGAGUCGGGCAGAGUGGUGCAGAAUGUCAUCUACCACGGGGCGGGGGACAGGCCGGCCAGCGAGUACCGCUCCGUGGUCUACUACCAGCAGCGGCACCAGCGCUGGAUGGAGACGGUGAAGAUUGCUGUUCCCAUCGAAGACGUCCACAAGACCCACCUGAGGUUCACCUUCCGGCACCGCUCCUCCAGUGACUCCAAAGACAAAAGCGAGCGGAUUUUCUCCAUGGCCUUUGUGAAGCUGAUGCGGCCUGAUGGGACCACGCUGCGUGACGGGGAGCACGACCUGGUGCUGUACAAGUUGUCGUGGCCUCCCUGGGCAGCACUGCCCGGGAUUCGGUGUCUUUCCGAGUACGGGUCCCUGCGGGGAGCCGCUCCCUUGGAUGCUCUGUUGAAGUUGCCGCCGGCACCGCGCCGUGCUGCCCGCACUGGGCUCUGCACCGCAGUCAACCUGUUGGGGCUGCUGAAGUGGCGCUCCAAGCCCAGCCUCCUCGCCGGGAACCUCCAGAAGCUGAUGAACGUGGACGGAGGGGAGGUCAUCAAGUUCCUCCAGGACACGCUGGAUGCCUUGUUCUCCAUCAUGAUGGAGAAUUCAGACACGGAUGUCUAUGACACGCUUGUCUUUGAUGCCCUGGUUUUCAUUGUGGGACUGGUGGCCGACAAGAAGUUCCAGCAUUUCAACACCGUCCUGGAGGCCUACAUCCGCCAGCACUUCAGCGCCACGCUCGCCUACAAGAAGCUGAUCUCAGUGCUGACACAGUACGUGGACCACGCGACCUGCGAGCCGCUCAUGCGCACCUUCAAGGCCUUGGAGUACGUCUUCAAGUUCAUCGUCCGCUCCCGGCACCUCUUUGCCCAGCUCUACGAGGGGAAGGAGACGGCCGAGUUCCAGCGCUCGCUGCAGCGGUUCUUCCUCUCCCUGAACCAGCUGAUGAAGUCCCCGCUGGAGGGUCCCACGCUGCUCUCACAGGGAGCAGCCCUGAAGUACCUGCCUUCCAUCCUCGAGGAUGUGUUUGGGAUCUUCGACUCCUCUGCUCUGGGGGCCUUGCUUCGGGACUUCAUCGGGAACCUGCCGGCCCAGCGCCUGCUGAAGCAGAAGCUGCAGUCCCUGACCGACAUUGUCAACAGCAAGAUCUUCCAGUGCUACGAGUGCCGGGAGCUGCUGCUGCAGACAGCGGUGCCCAUCCUGCAGGAGCUGAUCGAGAAGGGAGAGGAGGAAGACGCCUGCAUUGAGCUGCUCAGCAACAUCCUGGAGGUGCUGUACAAGGCCCAGAAGAGAGCGGAGGAGCUGCGAGCGCAGCGUGGCACAGGCGAGGGACAGCACAAGGACCGCGGGGACACAGAGCUGGUGAAGGUGAAGAAGCACAUCCAGCUGAUCCUGGAGCGGCUGCUGCACACCGUCAACCGCAGGGUGAUCGUCCUGGACCGGGAGAACAGCUUGCGGAGUCACUACGUGGCCUGCAUGGCUGCCAUCCUGAGCCAGAUGGACAAGGACCACUACAGCUCCUACAUCAGGGCCUUCCCCUCCCGGCCUGAGCUGAUGGACUUCCUCAUGGAGACCUUCAUCCUCUUCAAGGACCUGAUUGGCAAGACGGUGUACCCCUCCGACUGGGUGGUGAUGAACAUGGUGCAGAACCGGGAGUUCCUACGCGCCAUCAACCAGUUUGCCGCCACCUUGACCGAGAUGUUCCUGAGCAACAGCAGCUUUGAGCUGCAGCUUUGGAACAACUAUUUCCACCUGGCCGUGGCUUUCCUCACCCAGGACUCCCUGCAGCUGGAGAACUUCUCCCAGGCCAAGCGAAACAGCAUCCUAGCCAAGUACGGGGACAUGAGGGCUGUGAUCGGAGCUUCCAUUCGGGACAUGUGGUACAACCUCGGCCACCGCAAGAUCGAGUUCAUCCCUGGCAUGGUGGGCCCCAUCCUGGAGAUGACUCUUGUGCCAGAGCUGGAGCUGCGCAAGUCCACCAUCCCCAUCUUCUUUGACAUGAUGCUCUGCGAGUACCAGCUGACCAGCAGCUUCAGCCGGUUUGAGGACGAGAUCCUGCGCAAGCUGGACAGCGAGGUGGAGGGCGGCCGCGGGGAUGAGCAGUACAAGCAGCUUUUUGAGAGCAUCCUGCUCAGCUGCUGCCGGAGACACCCCGAGCUGGCCAAGGCCGGGGAGAACUUCGUUGAGCUGGUGACAGGGCUCCUGGAGCGGCUCCUCGACUACCGGGCUGUUAUGAACGAUGAGAACAAAACCUACAGCAUGAGCUGCACCGUCAACCUCCUGAAUUUCUACAAGGAGAUUGACCGCCAGGCCAUGUACAUCAGGUACCUGUACAAGCUGAAGGACCUGCACGUCAGCUACGAGAACUACACGGAGGGAGCAUACACCCUGCUGCUGCACGCCCGGCUCCUCAAGUGGUCGGAGGAGGCGAACACAGCCCCCAUGCAGGGCCUGCACAGCCCCAGCCUGCACACCCAGCGCCAGCUGAAGGAGGCUCUCUACAACCAGAUCAUCGACUACUUCGACAAGGGCAAGAUGUGGGAGGAGGCCAUCCACAUCUGCAAGGAGCUGGCAGAGCAGUACGAGAGCGAAGUCUUCGACUACGAGAUGCUGAGUGACAUCCUGCAGCGAGAAGCCAAGUUCUACGAGAAGAUCCUGAAAGUGCUGCGGCCCAGCCCGGACUAUUUCGCCGUGGGCUACUACGGGCAGGGCUUCCCCACCUUCCUCCGGAACAAGGUCUUCAUUUACCGGGGCAAGGAGUACGAGCGGCGGGAGGAUUUCGAGAUGCGGCUGCUGAGCCCCUUCCCCAACGCCGAGAAGCUGAAGAGCACAUCCCCGCCCAGCCAGGACAUCACGGGCUCCCCGGGGCAGUACAUCCAGUGUUUCACCGUGCAGCCGGUGGAGGAGGCCAAGCUCCGGUUCAAGGACCGGAGCAUCCCGGAGCAGAUCACCAAUUUCUAUAAAGCCAACCACAUCCAGAAGUUCAGCUACUCGCGGCCCUUCAAGAAAGGCCCAAAGGAUCCAGACAAUGAAUUUGCAACCAUGUGGAUCGAGCGGACGACCUUCGUGACAGCCUACCCCCUGCCUGGCAUCCUGCGCUGGUUCGUGGUGACCUCCACCACCACGACCAGCAUCUCCCCACUGGAAAACGCCAUUGAGACCAUGAUGAAAACAAAUGAGAAAAUUAUGAGCGAGAUCAACCGGCACCAGAACGACCCCAGCCUGCCCAUCAACCCACUCUCCAUGCUGCUCAACGGCAUCGUGGACCCUGCAGUCAUGGGUGGCUUCGCCAAGUACGAAACGGCCUUUUUCCAGGAUUCGUACCUGCAGGAGCACCCUGAGGACAAGGGGAACAUCGAGAAGCUGAAGGACCUGAUCGCCUGGCAGACCCCGCUGCUGGCAGAGGGGAUCCGGAUCCACGGGCGGAAGGUGACAGAGGACCUGCGGCCCUUCCACGAGCGCAUGGAGCAGUGCUUCGUGCAGCUGCGGGCCAAGGUGGAAAGCCAGUACGGGGUGCGGGAGAUGGUCUGCUUCGAGGACCGGCGGAGUGGACGACCCCGGUCUGUGGCCUGGGGACCCGACUGGGACCGUCUGAGCCACGCUGGAGAGAGGCGAGUGCCGUGGUGGGGAGCGCUGGCCCCAGAUCGCGCCCAAUGGAUCCAGCAAGAGCCCUCGGCUACCACCAUGCUCACGCUGAAAAGUCUGGGGGGCAGCUCUAAGGCCAUCUAA
Messenger RNA from Athene cunicularia (burrowing owl), 3941 nucleotides. RefSeq names its product dedicator of cytokinesis protein 2-like. The record is from RefSeq and is a predicted model, not a curated record. Gene Ontology annotation, molecular function: guanyl-nucleotide exchange factor activity; small GTPase binding. Gene Ontology annotation, cellular component: plasma membrane; cytoplasm. Gene Ontology annotation, biological process: small GTPase-mediated signal transduction; cell migration. Lineage: Eukaryota; Metazoa; Chordata; Aves; Strigiformes; Strigidae.